Messenger RNA from Mesocricetus auratus (golden hamster), 1101 nucleotides. RefSeq names its product pre T cell antigen receptor alpha (gene Ptcra). Lineage: Eukaryota; Metazoa; Chordata; Mammalia; Rodentia; Cricetidae. The transcript is spliced from 4 exons. Bases 131 to 736 code for a protein of 201 amino acids. Gene Ontology annotation, biological process: negative regulation of thymocyte apoptotic process. The record is from RefSeq and is a predicted model, not a curated record.
GUGGCUUCGGAGGGAGUCGAGGAAGUCUCCUCCCCCAGCCCACACAUCAGGGCUGCAGCUGGGCCUGUGGCCUGGGAGGGAAUCGAGGAGGCCUCCUCCCCCGCCCACACCUCAGGCCUGAAGCCCGGUCAUGCCUCUUCCUGAGUGGGCCAUGGCUAGGACAUGGUUGCUGCUUUUCCUGGCCCUCGGGGGUCAAGCCCUGCCCACAGGCAUCCCCUUUCCUUCUCUGGCCCCACCCAUCACACUGAGGGUGGAUGGAAGGCGGCAGACGUUGGUGGUCUGCCUGGUCCUCAACGCGGCACCCCCUGGCCUCCACAGCCCCAUCUGGUUCUCUGCUGGCAACGGCAGUGCCCUAGACGCCUUCACCUACGGGCCCUCCCCAGCCCCGGAUGGCACCUGGACCAGCCUCGCCCAGCUUUCCUUACCCUCUGAAGAGCUGGAAGCCUGGGAGUCCGUGGUCUGCCACACCAGGCCUGGGGCCGGGGGCCAGAGUCGGAGCACACUCCCCCUCCAGCUGUCAGAGGAAACUUCCACAGCCAGGACCUGCUUUCAGGAGCAUCUCAGGGGGACACUGGGUCAGGUCCUGCGGCUGAGUGCCCUGAGGCUGCUUCUCUUCAAACUGCUGCUGUUGGAUGUACUACUGACCUGCAGCUGCUUCUGUAUACUGGCUGGCCAGCACCUGCUGCCACCGCCCCCACGCAAGCCCCUGCCAUCCACCCGCCGAAUUUGGACAUAGUAGUAACAGACUUCAAGCUUUGAUCUUAUCCAACCCGCUGAGGCUCUUUGCUGAGCCCAAGAUGGCUAUUUCUGCCACCUGGGGCAGGAACACCAAGCCAGGGCUUCGAGGAGGAGGAGGCCGGCUGGGCCCGCAGCUCACGAGCCCUGGUGUUCCUUAUUCACGUUUUGGAACUUUUUCUUUUCCUGUAUGCGGUCUGCCUCUCCCUGUAAAUGUGUCUAUCUGGGACUGGGCUCUGCCUCCCUUGUCAGCCUGAGAUUUUGGGAGGAAAAGGCCUAUCUCUCCUGUCACACUACGGGUAGGAGGAUGGAUGUGCCCCAGUGUGUGUAACCAGGCACAAUACAGAAGACCUUAGAUGACACAAA